Molecule: messenger RNA, 1186 nt
Organism: Bufo gargarizans (Asiatic toad)
Lineage: Eukaryota; Metazoa; Chordata; Amphibia; Anura; Bufonidae
Product: alpha-1-antiproteinase-like
Exons: 5
Coding region: 23-946 (307 amino acids)
Biological process (GO): negative regulation of endopeptidase activity
Molecular function (GO): serine-type endopeptidase inhibitor activity
Source: RefSeq, a predicted model, not a curated record
GACACAAAGAGAACGACAGAAGAUGCGACUGCCACUGCUUGUCUUGUUUUCUGUCUCCACGACGGUCACCUUCAAAAAUGACAAACAGAAGAAAGAUGACUGCGGCGGUCAGUGGGACGGCAGCAACUUACCCAAGGCCAGUAUGCACUUUGUUGUCUCCCUAUAUAAAUUGGUGUCUUCCAAGACGGCAAAUGCCCCUCCCAACUUCUUCCUCUCACCAUUCAGCAUCUACACCACGCUGGCCAUGUUAGGUCUCGGGGCAAGAUCCUCAACUCAGCAGCAGAUUCUGGAUGCCAUGUGUUUGAAUGCCAGUCAAGCCGACAAAAUCUUGAAGGACGACUUUAAGAACUUCCUUGAAAAAAGUAGAACAAAACAAGGAGAGGUGGAGUUCAGAUUUUCCAACUGGCUCUUCCUAGAUAAAUCCUUUUCCCUUGACACCCAAUACCAUCAGGACCUGGUCAACUACUACAGAACCUACAUCUACGUCAUUAACUUCAAGGAUCCAUUGAAGGCAGAGAGAAUUAUCAACGAGAAAAUCAGCGGCCAUUCAGAUGGCAAAAUAGAAGACUUGGUCAGCAACGUGAACAGAUGGACGCUGAUGUUUCUGAUAGACUAUGUAAACUUUAAUGCAAAAUGGGAAACCCCUUUCACCUUCCAAGGGACCAAACGUGGACUUUUCAAGGUGAACAAGUUAAAAACGAUCGAGGUUAAAAUGAUGCAUCAAGUGGGACAAUUCAAGACCUUCAAGGACCAUGCGCAUGACUGUGUGGUGGUUCAGGUCCCAUACACCGACCAGCUCGUUCUGCUUCUUAUUGUGCCGAAUAAUGGAGAUCUCGAUGAAGUGGAAAACCAGUUAUCCAUACGGCUCAUAGAACGGUAUUUAAACAAAGCUAAGACCAGUCUGCUGGAUCUCUACAUCCCCAAAGUAUUUGUACAAAAGAAGUGAAUGUGCAGAGUGCUCUGAUGAAAAUGGGGAUACUACAAGUGUUUAAUGAAACCGCAGAUCUGUCUGGGAUCUCAAAGAAACCAGGGCUGAAAGUGUCUGGAAUUUUGCACAAGACUUUGAUUAAUAUUGUUGAGAACUAUACAGAAUCCACUGAAGGUGGAAUCGUAAACGUUUUUACUCUUCCCAGUGCUUUAGAAUUUAGAAUUGAUCGACCAUUUCUUGCCUUGGUGUACAACAAGC